AUGUGCUAUGUGAUUGUUACUGGCCGCAGUCUACUGUGGUCCCUACUGUCUUUGGUUGCUUUGAUGGCCGUAUUUUCGGCUCUCAUAACACCAAAGUGGAUCGUUGGACCUCCAAAGACUAAAGAUACUCAAAAUGGUACUGAAUUGUAUACACCAACAGCGGGAAUUUUUAAUCGAUGCACAAUGCUCUUCAAUAGAAUGCAUUGUGCUAAUUUCAACAUCGAUGGUCUUGCAACAGAUUCCAAUGUCUUUCCAGGCUGCUGGAAAGCUUCGCUGUUUUUCCUUGCUCUAGGCUUGUCAGUAAUGGCUCUGACAGUGUUUGCAGCUUUGCUUGGAUGCUGUGUUCAGAGUAUUGGUCGCAAAAGUAUUUUUAAUCUCGCCGGAGUUGCGCAGGCUAUUGCUGGAAUUCUUUACUUGAUGGGUAUGAUUUUGUACCCCGCUGGUUGGGGUGCGCCUAGAGUUAGACGUAUAUGUGGUGAUGCUUCGCCUUUUUAUCUGGGAGACUGCACUUUAGGUAGUUGGGCAUUUUAUAGUGCAGCGAUUGGAGUUGCUUUAACAUUCGUUUGUGCAAUUUUAAGUGCACAGGCUGAGAAAUCCACUGCCAGUGACAAGGUUCAGGAUAAAAUGAAUGAAGGCAAAACAUUAAUUUGUCUCGCAUAA
Molecule: messenger RNA, 660 nt
Organism: Cotesia congregata
Lineage: Eukaryota; Metazoa; Arthropoda; Insecta; Hymenoptera; Braconidae
Source: the annotation of a GenBank genome assembly